AUGCUACAAUCAUCACCUCAAUCUGGCGCCUUUCCUAGACAAUCUUCAAUGCCUUCGCAGAUCGGACGAAUACGCGUAGCAUCAGUCAGCGCUGCGGAUAAAAUUCUAAGCUAUGAUCCCCAGCCCGGAAUGUGGUCUGCAACUGGUACAGCCAUUGCACAUGCCCCAAACCUGACCGAUUUGCGGAAGAACAACAUUGAUUUCGAUAUGGACGGACAUCUUGCAACGAAGCUCGAGUCACCAGAACCUGGUGGCAGUAAGCGAGUAACGCCAAUCGCGAAUUUUUCCUCGAUGACAUCGAGUAUCAUACCAAGCAAUGAUGACAAGAAAUUAUCCAGCCCAUUGGUACAAACCGUGAGCCACUCAACAACAGAGCCAGAGGCACCCAGCAAGUGGAGACAAACAGUCUUGACUGGUCUCAUCGCCUUUUGGCACUUCUUCAAGACACCAACCGGCUUGCUCAUCACUCUGUACGGCCUCAAUGUUGUGGCUUGGGGCGCCAUGCUCUUCUUCCUCAUCCUCAAGGCAGCACCCGCCAUGAACCAUCCCGAUGGUGGUGAUGCGGAUUCCUCACCUCGUAAGGUUUGGAUCGAGAUUGACUCACAAAUACUGAAUGCACUUUUCUGCCUGACAGCUUGGGGACUUGCUCCAUGGAGAUUAAGAGACCUCUGGUGGCUCUGCGUUUGGCGUUUCGGUCGUGGAACGGAAAGGUCCUCAAGAGCAAUCAGGAGAUUGGCAGCAAGAAACGUCAGCUGGUUCCGUCUACAAGAGCGCUAUCUGCUGGAUCAUGAAGAAGACGGCGUGGAUCCCGUUCUGAUACGUCGACAAACCUUCUCAGGCGAGACGGCGCCUCCUACGUCUCUUUGGAAGAUGGACUUAUGGUACAAUCGGAUCGACCGUCCAACUUGGGGAUCAGGCUUGUUUAUUGGCCUUGGAUGUGCAGUGAGUAUGUUUGCGGGCUUGAUGUCAUGGUGGGAAGGACGAAAGAUCAAGAAGAUUGAAGGACCAAAAGUUGUGAAGGACAAGGAGAAUACAGAGGUUUGA
Aureobasidium melanogenum CBS 110374 is the source of this 1044-nucleotide messenger RNA. RefSeq lists its product as uncharacterized. The coding region runs from base 1 to 1044 and encodes 347 amino acids. The record is from RefSeq and is a predicted model, not a curated record. The transcript is spliced from 2 exons. NCBI's taxonomy places the organism in Eukaryota, Fungi, Ascomycota, Dothideomycetes, Dothideales, Saccotheciaceae.